This is a messenger RNA of Triticum aestivum (bread wheat), 2059 nucleotides long. Its product is annotated as UDP-glycosyltransferase 73C3. Gene Ontology annotation, molecular function: UDP-glucosyltransferase activity. The transcript is spliced from 3 exons. NCBI's taxonomy places the organism in Eukaryota, Viridiplantae, Streptophyta, Magnoliopsida, Poales, Poaceae. The record is from RefSeq and is a predicted model, not a curated record. The coding region runs from base 154 to 1644 and encodes 496 amino acids.
ACUCGUUCCAACGUCAGCUCCUCAACUCAACUUAGGAAGAUAUAGCACCAGGACCAGGUGCUAUAUACACACUAUGGUUGCCAUUGCACCGCUUCCAAGUCCUCCCAGCUUGACAAACUCCACUAGCACUUUUGCUGCCACAGCCGAUCAGCCAUGACCCUCUCCGGCAGCGGCGAUAGCCAGAGCGGCUCCGCGAGGGCGCACUUCGUGCUGGUACCGAUGAUGGCUCAGGGCCACACCAUCCCCAUGACCGACAUGGCACGCCUGCUGGCAGAGCAUGGCGCGCAGGUCAGCUUCAUCACCACGCCGGUAAACGCCGCUAGGUUGGAGGGCUUCGCCGCUGACGUGAAGGCGGCAGGCCUGGCUGUUCAGCUCGUGGAGCUCCACUUCCCGGCUGCAGAGUUCGGCCUACCGGAUGGAUGCGAGAACCUCGACAUGAUCCAAUCAAAGAAUUUGUUCCUGAACUUCAUGGAGGCCUGUGCUGCGCUUCAGGAGCCGCUCAUGGCGUACCUCCGUGAGCAGCAGCGCUCGCCUCCUAGCUGCAUCAUAUCUGACAUGAUGCACUGGUGGACCGGCGACAUUGCAAGGGAGCUCGGCAUCCCGAGGCUCACCUUUAGUGGCUUUUGUGGCUUCUCGUCCCUUGUCAGGUACAUCAUUUUUCACAACAAUGUAUUGGAGCAUAUCACAGAUGACAAUGAGCUCAUCACGAUCCCAGGGUUUCCUACACCGCUAGAGAUGAUGAAGGCUAAAUUACCUGGAACCCUUUCUGUUCCGGGUAUGGAGCAAAUUCGUGAGAAGAUGUUUGAAGAGGAGCUGAGAUGCGAUGGUGAGAUCACUAAUAGCUUCAAAGAGCUCGAGACAUUUUACAUUGAAUCCUUUGAGCAGAUAACAAGGAAGAAGGUCUGGACGGUCGGGCCAAUGUGCCUGUGCCACCGAAACAGGAACACAAUGGCCGCUAGGGGUAACAAGGCGGCAAUGGACGAUGCACAGUGCUUGCAAUGGCUUGAUUCAAGGAAGCCAGGCUCAGUGAUCUUUGUAAGCUUUGGCAGCCUCGCUUGCACUACACCUCAACAACUUGUUGAGCUGGGACUGGGACUCGAAGCCUCCAAGAAACCGUUUAUUUGGGUGAUCAAAGCAGGACCUAAGUUUCCAGAAGUUGAGGAAUGGCUCGCAGAUGGGUUCGAGGAGCGUGUCAAAGAUAGAGGUAUGAUCAUAAGGGGCUGGGCGCCACAGGUGAUGAUCCUGUGGCACCAAGCCAUUGGAGGAUUUGUGACGCACUGUGGGUGGAACUCAAUAAUAGAGGGCAUCUGUGCAGGUGUGCCCAUGAUCACUUGGCCGCACUUUGCAGAGCAGUUUUUGAAUGAGAAGCUGGUGGUGGAUGUGCUGAAAAUCGGGGUGGAGGUUGGCGUGAAAGGAGUUACACAGUGGGGAAGUGAAAAACAAGAGGUUAUGGUUACACGAGAUGCCGUGGAGACGGCAGUGAACACCCUGAUGGACGAGGGGGAGGCUGCAGAGGAGCUGAGGGUGAGAGCAAAAGACUGCGCCAUUAAGGCGAGGAGGGCUUUUGAUAAGGAAGGCUCUUCCUAUAACAACGUAAGGCUGUUAAUUCAAGAAAUGGGAAACAAGACGAAUGCAUGUGGUUGAUACAGACGGCUCACAGGUGAUUAUUUGGAGAUUAGAGAUGAUCCAAAUGAAGGCAAUAUCAAUUGUCUUCUUUUGUACGCUCUUUUAUGGCAAUCCACCACAUAACGACUACACAGUCUGCUCUUCUAGAUGGUUACGCUCUCACUUGCAUUUUGCUACCGCUGUUGCACAACUAGCCAUGGUUGUCAAAGCAUAGGACAAUGCCGUGACGCCAAGCAGCUCAAGGAAGAAGUGUGCCCUGGGAGCAACUGGGGAGGGGGCGUCGCCGUGCCCUCGACAGUGUUCUGUUGCAUUGCACCAGACAUUGUAAAUGGCUUAAUAACAGACCUUGUUUCAUUGCUAAUUGCCACGGUCUUGUAUUAAAUUCCUUUUAGAUAUAGAUAAUUUUGGGAUAGAUAUAGAUUAUAUUUGGUCU